Spinacia oleracea (spinach) is the source of this 1133-nucleotide messenger RNA. RefSeq lists its product as uncharacterized. NCBI's taxonomy places the organism in Eukaryota, Viridiplantae, Streptophyta, Magnoliopsida, Caryophyllales, Amaranthaceae. The coding region runs from base 159 to 719 and encodes 186 amino acids. The record is from RefSeq and is a predicted model, not a curated record. Gene Ontology annotation, cellular component: respiratory chain complex I; membrane. Gene Ontology annotation, biological process: response to oxidative stress. The transcript has 9 exons.
UCCACCCCUUUGUCGUUGUUUCAGUCCUCAAAAAUCAAAAUUACAUUCUUCUUUACCAAUUUGUUGACCAUUGAAGGUUUGUGUUCAAUUGCUCAUGCUUGUUUUUAAGAGUUAUAUCCUUAUAUCUAUUAGAUCAUACAGUACAUUGCAAAAGAACGAUGUCGAAGUUUGUGGCAAAGAUAGCAGGGUUGUUCAGCAAGCGAACAAUGGUGGGCAUGGACCAAGCUGGGAAUCGUUAUUUCACUCGAAAUGAAGCCAUUGAUGGAGUCAUGAAAGAGAAGAGAUGGGUGAUAUUUAAAGGAGAAGAAGAUCCUACAUCAGUUCCAGUUGAAUGGAUAUGUUGGCUUAACGGACAGCGCAAAAAGUCUCCAACUCCAGAGGAAAUGGCAGAACUUGAGGCCAGGCGUGAAUUUGUUAGACAAAACGUAAAACGUCUAAAGAAAGAAGAGGAAGAAAGAAGAGCUAUUCAGGGCAGUACUCACCAUGCCAAGAUAACGGGUAAUGUUGGAGGUCCAGAUUUGCAGAGUUUCUUGCGGCAAUUACAGAAAACAGAAGGAUCUGAAUCUCAGGAAGCAUCUGAAGCCACUGGCACUUUGAGCAAAGAUGAAACAGAGAUGGAUAAAACAGAAUCACUUGAGGAAACAUUAGAACCACGGACUCCUGAGCCAACGGGGUCAGGCUCUUCUUUCAAGCCCGGGACAUGGCAGCCACCAUCGUAGUGGCCAAAUUCGUGAAGUUUUGUCCUCUUCAUUUUUUCCCCGGGCUGGAUGCUGGACGUGCAGACGGUGCGAUUUUGGGUCAGAUACUACUUUAAUAAGAUAGAAAGGGCUUUUCUCGUCAAGUUUAGUUUGGAAAAUUAGCAUACACAAUAGCAUGUGAUUUAAUUUGUACUCGUAGUUUCAAGUGGUUACAUAUCUCUAUGAAAACAGAACAAUGGGGGACACGAUUGUUGUACACUUGUAAGAAAUAACCUUACUGAACCAGCACAUGUUAUAACAGUCUAACAUUAUACAGUUGAAGGGGCUUGACCCUGUGACCUCCAAGUCACAAGGUAAGUUUUCCACCAACUUAUGUUGGUUUACAUGUUUUUUUUUCUUCUAAUAUAAGUAUCCCACAUUAGUUGCUUGCUAGUA